This is a messenger RNA of Talaromyces stipitatus ATCC 10500, 555 nucleotides long. RefSeq lists its product as uncharacterized. The transcript is spliced from 2 exons. The record is from RefSeq and is a predicted model, not a curated record. NCBI's taxonomy places the organism in Eukaryota, Fungi, Ascomycota, Eurotiomycetes, Eurotiales, Trichocomaceae. Bases 1 to 555 code for a protein of 184 amino acids.
AUGGGCCCAACCACCUGCGAGAUGAAUUUAUUAGGGUCUGCGAGUCCUACGUCGCUCUCAGACAAUCUCCUCGACAACUACCCUGAUGAAAAAGCAAUUAGGACUGUGGUAGAUACAACGAACACAAGCAAGGGCAGAGAGAACGACGAUUCUUCAAAAGAUGACAGCGAUACCGAGUUUCGCCUUGUGCAAAAUUGUGGCUGCGAGGAUUCCACCGUGAAGAGAAGAAACUUGAAUUCGAACGCACCCGACUCAUCAUGGACGAAGAGUUCCAAGACGAAACACGAAGCAAUCGAGGUGGAUCUUCAAAACAAGAAUACAGAUCUCACCAUGCUUCUGAGAAAGACAACGACGAGUUUCGAGAAGGAGGUUAUAAAACAAGAAGCCAAAACAUUCCAGAAAGCGUUGGAUGUUUAUCUAAGAGCACCACGGCCUAUACGAAAGUCGUUAUGCGUUGAAACUGCCCGACUAGACCGAAAAGCUGCGCAUACUUAUGAUCCACCUCAGCAGUUCUCUGGGCAGUGGGCAUUGCCUUUCUCACUUUGGAUCUGGUGA